ACAACAGAAAUUGCUGAAGACUUUUUCAAAAGGAAAGCUAGCCCUUGUGAUGACUGAGGUCAUCCAUAUUUUGCCCAAGAGAAAGAUGAAGGCUUGUGGGGCAUGUCUCCGAGUUCACUCCAAGGAAAGAUUGAAGAAGGAAGUAAAGCUGCAGCUGUGGACAAGUUGCUGGCUGGAGAUGAGAUCGUGGGCAUCAAUGACAUUGGUCUCUCAGGGUUUAGACAGGAAGCCAUUUGUCUGGUGAAAGGAUCCCAUAAGACCCUGAAGUUAGUGGUCAAAAGGAGGAGUGAGCUGAGUUGGAGGCCUCACUCCUGGCAUGCCACCAAGUUCUCUGAUGGCCACCCUGAGCCUGUCUCCUCUCAGUUUGCUGCUGCCAGUGGCUGCCCUUCCUGGCACAGCCGACACCAUGCAAGUUCUUCCCAUGACCUAUCUGGCUCCUGGGAACAGACGAACCUGCAGCGCACUUCUGACCACUUCAGCUCCCUGGGGAGCAUGGACAGCCUGGACCACCCCUCCCAGCCCUCUGGACGCCUCUCAGCUGCCAAGUCCAACAGCAGCAUUGACCACCUGGGGGGCCACAGCAAGCGGGACUCAGCUUAUGGCUCAUUUUCCACCAACUCUAGUACCCCUGACCAUACCUUGCCCAAGGCCAAUGCCUCCUCUGCAGAAAACAUCCUGUACAAAGUCGGCCUCUGGGAGGCCUCCAGGCACAGCAGCCGGCAGGGCCAGGCCAUGAGUGACCCUCAGGGCCCAGAGGAGCGGUCCAUGUGUUUCCCACCCAGGGUCCCUAAUGAUAGUUGUAAAAGCCCCCGGCCAGAGGACAAUGCUGAGCCUAAGCUGGCCACUUCUGGGAGAUCCAAUUUUGGGCCAGUCUGGUAUGUUCCUGACAAGAAAAAAAACUCUUCCUCCCCUCCGCCUCCCCCACCUCCUCUGCGCAGUGAUAGCUUUGCUGCCACCAAGAGCCAUGAGAAGGUGCAGGGCCCUCCAUUCUCAGAGGCGGCCACCACGCAGCACUUUACAGCCCUGACUCGGGCUCAACCCCGUAGUGACUGGAGACCAGAGAGGACUGAUCGGCGAAGGCUGGUGUGUCCAAGCAGUGGCAAGGAAGCUGGAGGCCAUGGCUACCCUUUGGAGGGCCACCCGGACUGUGGUUGGCUGUGCUUGGAUGACAGGUCAGGCAGUUCCCCAGGAGCUCCAGACAGGCUGUCCAGCACAGAGAUGCAUUUCCGGCAACCUCACCCUGGGGGUCAGCAUCUGCGCCAAUGCAGUGACGAAAGCCCCAGGACCCCUGUGUCACCAAGGGAACUACAGCGGGUGGCCCUCUCUGGAGGUUGGCAGGAGCCUCCUGCCACACACCACCAGGAUGACAGCUCCUCUCUGGGGAGGCGACCCAGUGCUGCCAACCAGAAGGUGGACAGUGGUGGGCUGAGCCACUAUUACUGCGUGCCUGCCAGGCAGCCCCUGCAGGGAAGCACCCAGGUGACAAAGCUCCUAGGGGAGUAUUGGCAUUCAGAUGCAGCCAUGGGGACCCUGCAGUAUGCUCCCACACACCCGAUGGGCCAGAGCCCGCGAUGCUACCUACCUCAGCAUGAGCAUGCUCUGGAUGCCCAGGAGAGAGAGCAGUGUCCUCCACUGGAUUCAGGGGCCGAAGGCUGCUGCUCAGGAACCCAGGAGGCUCCCAGAGCCAGCCAUGCUGGGAAAGCCAGUCCCCAGAAGACAGCUGAGGGCUUCCAGUGGGCUGAGGGAGAGGGCGGCAGAAUCUCUCGCCAGAGGACACCCAUGCUGCACUCCCUGACCCAAGAGGGGUUGUGCCAGCCCGAGAAUGGCCAGGAUGGUGGCACUGAGAAGCUACCACCAUUCGACGCCCAGGUGGGUAAGCCAACACGGAGAAGCGACCGAUUUGCCACCACUCUGAGGAACGAGAUCCAGAUGCGCAGAGCCAAGCUGCAGAAAAGCAAGAGCACAGUGACGCUGGCUGGAGCCAGUGAGGCCGAGGACAGUGCCGGCAGCUGGGUGGCUGAGGCGGGUGGCACCCUAGAAGGUUCCUUCUCUAGCACCUAUAAAGACCACCUGAAGGAGGCCCAAGCACGGGUCCUGAGGGCCACCUCCUUCAAGCGCCGGGAUUUAGACCCCAACCCAGUGGACCAGUGUCCAGGGUCACUAGAGCACAGGACUGGGGACCAUAGCACCUUAUCCUCAUUCCCUCGGGAGCCAGACUCCGUCCCCCACUUCUGGGAGGCAGGACUGGCCAAGCCACCCUCAUCUGGGGGUGGCAUGCAGCAUGUUCCUCGCAUUGGAGGCCGGAAACGAUUCACGGCUGAGCAGAAACUGAAGUCGUACUCUGAACCAGAGAAAAUGAACGAGGUGGGACUCUCAGAGAACUGCAGUCCUCACCAGCACCCCGGAUCGCCCGAGGAUACUGUGGGCACAUUUGCUGACCGGUGGAAGUUUUUUGAGGAAACAAGCAAGCCCCUCCUCCAGAGACCAGGUCAGAGACAAGCUCUUUACGGAGUCCUGAGGGAGAAAGUGGAGAGGCCGCGGACAGCCGGCCACAGGUAUGAUGGUGCAGACUCUGGGUUCCAGGUGAGGUCUCGUGCCACCUCCUUUGGAGAAAUCCUCAGUGAUCGCAGGGAGGUGGAAAGGUCAGGGAAACUGGACCCACCGCAGAGACUUGGAACCUUUGCAGAGUACCAAGCCUCUUGGAAGGAGCAGAGGAAGCCCUUGGAAGCCAAGAGUGCUGGGCGAUAUCACUCGGCAGAUGACAUUCUCGACGUGGGUUGGGACCAGCACCAGAGGCAACAGUAUGUUCAUGAAAGGUCCCGGUCAUCACCGUCCACAGACCACUACACACAGGAAGCGGCUGUCGAGCCGCGAAGGCAGUCAGAGGAGCCGGGUGGGCACCAAGAAGCACUUUCCUCCACAGUCUGUGCCGAGGAGGGCCAUUCCACUGUAAGGCAAGCAGAUGCCCAGUGUCCGGCAGUCAGCUCAGGAGCACCACAGGAUCCAUCAAAUCAGAACCCACAGACCCCAUCCACAUUGUCUGAAUCAUCCCACACUUCGGAAGCCCCAGAGCUGCCCCUGGAGGGCAGGGGCCGAGCGGGGACUCUACCUCGUGAUUAUCGGUACUCAGAGGAGAACACACAGGCAGACUCAGGACCUCAAACCCAAGGUGCCCCUUCACCCCCACAUGCUCAGGGACAGCAUUUGUGGCCAGUGAGCACAACAGCGCUCCCCAAGAAGCCAGCCCCACAGAGGCCUCCACCGCCCAAGCGAGAGCCCAGGAAGUACAGUGCACCUGCAGACACUCAGCUGGCUGCUCCUGGCAGGCCCUUCCCAACACCGUCUCCUGUGUCCCUAGAGGCGUGUGUGACCCACGAGCCCCUCUCCCACAGCCCCUCUGUGUUCAGCAGUACCCAGCCCCAAGAUACCCCAAAGGCCACCACCCAUGAGUGUGACAGCCAGCAUGUGAAUGAGGACACAUCCUGUCCUAGACCGGAAGCACUGCCAACUUCCAAGUUCCAGCACCUGCAGGCAUCUGCCAUGGAGACCUCUCGCUCCCCCUCACCUCAGUUCGCCCCCCAGAAGCUGACAGACAAACCUCCCCUGCUUAUCCAGGAUGAGAAUCCAACAAGAAUUGAGCGGGUGAUGGACAACAACACCACUGUGAAGAUGGUGCCCAUCAAGAUAGUGCACUCAGAGAGCCAGCCCGAGAAGGAGAGCCGCCAGAGUCUGGCGCGCCCGGCCGAGCUGCCUGUGCUGCCCAGCGGGCUGGAGAGAGAUCAGAUCAAGACCCUGAGCACAUCCGAGCAGUGCUAUUCCCGCUUCUGCGUGUAUACGCGCCAUGGCGCCGAGACCGAGGCCCCUCACAAAACCCAUUCGCUGGAGCCCCAGACCCCCAGCACCCCUGCACCACCUGCAAAAGAUGGCUGUGCCUCCCCUCCUGUGCUCAGCUACAUGAAGACCAAAGAGAAGACUGUUGAAGACCUGAAGUCGGAGGAGCUGGCCAGGGAGAUCGUGGGAAAGGAUAAGUCCCUGGCUGACAUCCUGGAUCCCAGUGUAAAAAUCAAAACCACCAUGGACCUAAUGGAGGGAAUCUUCCCCAAAGAUGAACAUCUCCUGGAAGAAGCGCAGCAGCGGAGGAAGCUGCUCCCCAAGAUCCCUUCUCCUAGAACCACAGAGGAAAAGAAAGAGGAGCCAAGUGUGCCUGCAGCCGUGUCUCUGGCCACCAAUUCCACCUACUACAGCACAUCAGCCCCCAAGGCGGAGCUACUGAUCAAGAUGAAGGACCUGCAGGAACAGCAGGAGCCUGAAGAGUACUCUGGGAGUGACUUAGACCACGACCUGUCAGUGAAGAAGCAGGAACUCAUCGACAGCAUCAGUCGCAAACUGCAAGUGCUCCGGGAAGCCCGGGAGAGCCUGCUGGAGGAUAUCCAGGCCAACAACGCACUUGGGGACGAGGUGGAGGCCAUCGCAAAAGAUGUGUGCAAGCCCAAUGAAUUUGACAAGUUCCGGAUGUUCAUUGGGGACCUGGACAAAGUGGUGAACCUUCUGCUCUCGCUGUCAGGCCGUCUGGCCCGGGUGGAAAAUGCCCUCAAUAAUUUAGACGACAGUCCAUCUCCUGGUGACCGGCAGUCCCUGCUCGAGAAGCAGAGAGUCCUCAUCCAGCAGCAUGAGGAUGCCAAGGAACUCAAAGAGAACCUAGACCGCCGCGAGCGCAUCGUGUUUGACAUCCUGGCUGCCUAUCUCAGUGAGGACAGCCUGGCGGACUAUGCGCACUUCGUCAAGAUGAAGUCGGCCCUCAUCAUCGAGCAGCGGGAACUGGAAGACAAAAUACACCUCGGCGAAGAGCAGCUGAAGUGCCUGUUUGACAGUCUGCAGCCCGAAAGAGGCAAAUAAGAGAGACCUGUCCCCAGCAGAGGGAGGACACAAAACCUUCAAGCUCCAUUCCCAAGGAAGCGAGUGGAAAACCCCAGCCUGUAUUUAUGUUUUGGAGCGACAUUCCUCCAUAUAGCACAGUGGCUAGUAGAAAAGCAAUAAUGUCCUUGUUUGUGUGGGAUGUUUAUUUAAUUUUUUGAUUUUCCUUUGGAAUGCUAAGCAGAGUUUGUAUCAUGCAUGACUCCACGUCACACCGGCCUCUGCUGGCUGGCGAGGCCCAGUGGAGGCUGUGGGCUGGGCCUGCAGUACAUACAAGUGGUCAUUUUCAACAGUGGGGCUGCUGUUCUUCCUGUCCUCAAAUGCCGAACCAGCUCCUCGGAAAGUCACCAAGCAUGUCCUUGAGGUGCUUGAGAGGGGAGACCCUGGCGCACUUCUCUUGUGACCCAUCCGGGCAUGGGCUCUAUGUUUUGUCCUCGCUUAUUCAACUGUGUGACCAUUUGUUAUAUCUGUCAUCUAAUGAUGUUCUCUGACCCAGCAAAACUCAUGAUGAUGAUGAUAAUUUAUUAAUGUGUGGGAAAGGUGAAAGGUUUCCUAAUGGUUAAAAACCAGCUGUGAAAUGAACAACCUACAUGUUGGCUGCAUUCAGCCUAAGAUUAAAAUUACCCCUUAAAGAAAUCACAUGCAUGCUUUAAAACACACCCACACACAGAACAAAUAGCCGUAGUCCUCACUGACAUCAGUGUGAUGUUUUCCAGCCAAGUAAAAUGACCUAAUUAAAAAGUAUGUCCAGUAAUAAUGUUCUUGUUAGUUUCCCCAAACCUAUGGAAUAUUUUUUAAGUGACUUUUCCACCCAGAACAUUAGCUUUGUGUGCAUAUGAUCAUUAAUGAUAAUUGGCGCCUUUUCUCUUUUCCUCUAAGUCUGUUGCCUGAGGGCCGCAUUCCUCGUACUGGAAGACUUCUUUCUCUGGUUUCUCAGAAGUCCUGUGGACUGUCUAACUCCCACACUUGAUCUUUUUCUGCCAGUGUUUAAAGAGUCUGUGCCCUGUGUCUUGGUUGUAAUGGCAGGUUUCUAAAGAGAGUCUUACUCAUUAAAACACUGUCAUGCCUUGAUUGACAAGUCACAGACUAGGAGAAAAUACUUGCCAGCCAUGUCUCUUACAAAGAAUUUGUAUCCAGAAUGUAUAAAGAACUCUCAAAACCCAACGGUGGUGGGGGGGGGGGAGCCCAAUUUAAAAAGUGGGCAAAAGACUUGUGCAGACACUUCACCAAAGAGGAUAUAUGCAUGGCAAAUAAGCACAUUGAAGAGAUGCUCAGUCACCGGUGGCUUGGUUAUUACUUACUUAUUUUAUGUAGUAAUUGUAGGUCUCGUGUGUUUCUUCAGAACAUGUUCAUCGAACUAGAUGCAUGGUUAAUGGUAAGCAAGUCCCUUGGAUGACUUGAUGUUUAGGGAAUAUUAGAGCAUUUGUUUUAUCAAAGGAUCCUUUGAAUCUUAAUUUCCUCUUAAUCCCUUAAAGGAAGUUUCUUGUUUGUGGGGAGAGUUCCUCUGUUGGCAGUGACCACAGCCUUCCCAAAACACUUAUUCGCACAUGUGUGCACGCAUACACACACACACACACGUCUUAAAGAACCCAAAUCCACACUUCCUGAGCCAGCAUUGCUGAGCUGGAUUCCAGAGGUACUGUGUUGAUGCUGUAGUGCAUUCUGCACAGCAGAGUCCAAACUGGCAAGCUUCCAUAGUGCAGGCAAUAAACCUUGCCUUUGUCGCAGCCUACCAAUGCCAAAAAGCUGAAGGCCUCUUCAGAAGUGUUUGUUCCUGUUGAAUUCAACAAUUCUAACUUGAAACAUCCCUGCUCUACCAUUAUUUUGUGGCAUCUUGCUCCUUCCCACCGGGUAGUACCUUGCUGUUGAUGUCGGUCACAGCAGAAAAGCCGAAACUGGCUGUCCGUAGACCUCUCAAGAAACUUCAGAGUGUUGUAUUUUUAAUUUAGACAAAGCUUUUUACCUGUGAUCCUUUCCCCUUACAUACAGUAUUGUGAUCAUUUUAAUGAUACGUGUGUAAAAUGUGAAAAAUCAAAUGUGUGUCUGCACCUAGCCCUUUUGUGUCUUUUUUAGAACUUUCUUCUACAUAGCAAUACAUAGUGCUCUAGUAUCCUUUUAGUAAAGCACACAUAAUCACAACCUUCCCAUCUGUUCCCCUGUUUGCCUCUUAAAUGUCUGGUUAGCGGGGACCCAAAGAUUCCAGUGAGUCGGUGUACAUAUCUCUGUAUAUAAUGAUCUUCUUACAUAUAAAAACAAUCUGGUGCUAAUGAUUGGCCCUGGGCAUUUGUAGAUGGUGGCUGAUCCUCACCCUCUGUCAUAGCACAGAUGUAGAACACUCUGUGUAGCAAGCUUUCUUUUGGUCAGGGGUGUUGUCUGUGGCUUGUAUCUAGCAGUCCACCAUGAGAAAUGUGUGCAGAUUUCAUGCUUGACACUUACCACAUACUAUCAACAGAUCAUCCUGCUUGACUUUAACAAAAUAAAUAAUGUCUCUUCGAGUGACUGGAGCAUGUCUUUGAUUUAUCUAUGUU
This is a messenger RNA of Sciurus carolinensis (gray squirrel), 7442 nucleotides long. It is a transcript of the gene Shroom2, whose product is annotated as shroom family member 2. The record is from RefSeq and is a predicted model, not a curated record. Lineage: Eukaryota; Metazoa; Chordata; Mammalia; Rodentia; Sciuridae. Gene Ontology annotation, molecular function: actin filament binding. Gene Ontology annotation, cellular component: cortical actin cytoskeleton; apical plasma membrane; apical junction complex. The transcript has 10 exons. Gene Ontology annotation, biological process: actin filament organization. Bases 103 to 4896 code for a protein of 1597 amino acids.